Messenger RNA from Striga asiatica, 714 nucleotides. The record is from the annotation of a GenBank genome assembly. NCBI's taxonomy places the organism in Eukaryota, Viridiplantae, Streptophyta, Magnoliopsida, Lamiales, Orobanchaceae.
AUGGUGGUUCUCUUGAAAAAAAUUGUCCUGAUGUUGACGAUAUUGCCCCUGGCCUCUCCUUUGAUCUUGGAAAUAAGUGAAAAAACAGUGGGAGAAGAAGUUGAAUUGGAGUGCUUGAGCUGGAGGAUUAGUGUGGAGGCCAAUAAUAAUUUGAGUCAUUGGAAGCAAAUCCCAAAAGAGUGUGGAGAGUAUGUGAAGCGGUACAUGAGGAUUAGAGGCUAUGAAAGUGAUGUUGAGAAAGUUUGUUGGGAGGCCAAGAUGUACGCAAGGACUCUUAAUUUCACCAAACCCAAACACAAAUAUGCAUGGAUUUUCGACAUCGAUGAGACUCUGAUUUCAAAUAUUCCUUAUUAUCAUCACCAUGCCAUUUUACCAUUUUCGGGUCUAAGAACAAAACGGAAAGGGAGGCUCAGUUGGCUCUCGGCUCUUAAAAAGGGUCGAUUUAGCUGCUGUGAAACGAAUGGGCCGGCGAGGGCCGCCGCUGUUGUUCGGGCCGCUGAACGAGGGCCGACGGGGAUGCCACUGCUGUUCGGGCCGCUGAACGAUGGCCGACGGGGUGCCGUUGCUGUUCGGGCUUGUUCACUCGUUGGCUUAGGGCUUCUCGACUGCUGCACAAUUCGACGAGAAGAUGGAGUUGGGAUCGUGGGUGCUGUGUUGAAGAUGAAAAUGGGCCGAGUCUUGGACAAAAAUGGGCUUGUUGAUGUUAAAAGAUGA